Messenger RNA from Salvia splendens (bonfire salvia), 1376 nucleotides. RefSeq names its product cysteine-rich receptor-like protein kinase 15. Gene Ontology annotation, biological process: protein phosphorylation. Lineage: Eukaryota; Viridiplantae; Streptophyta; Magnoliopsida; Lamiales; Lamiaceae. Gene Ontology annotation, molecular function: ATP binding; protein serine/threonine kinase activity. The transcript has 5 exons. The record is from RefSeq and is a predicted model, not a curated record. Gene Ontology annotation, cellular component: plasma membrane. The coding region runs from base 550 to 1140 and encodes 196 amino acids.
CCAGCGGCGCGGCUGCAGCGGCGGCGGUCCUGCGCCUUGCCAACGGCGCGGACGGCGGUGGCGUCUUUCGCCACCGCUGCGGAUGCUCUCACAUGCCAUUUCAAAAAUUAUAAAAUAAAGGGAUGACAAAACUCUAAUUCCCAGAAAUUUACGCCUACUGCCUUCUUUCUCUCUGUUUCAUUUCUCCCCCAAUUUUAACCCAAGCAUACACGAAUUACGUCGUUGCUUCGAGAUCGCCCACCGUCAGUCAACAGGGUGGAGAGCCCCUGCCGUCGUUGCGGUUCGUACCGCUGUUGCCACCGCGCUGUUGUCUGCCAAGACCGCGCCUGCUCCGGCAGCCCCGAUUCCAUCCCGAAACAGCCCCGUUUUCCAGUUAAAGGGGAAAUUUCCAAAUGGUCAAGAAAUUGCAGUGAAAAGAUUGUCGAGGGAUUCUGGGCAAGGCAAUAUGGAAUUCAAGAAUGGAAGUACUCUUAUUGGCUAAACUUCAACACAAGAAUUUAGUUCGACUAUUGGGUUUCGCCUUAGAAGGAAUGGAGAAGUUGCUAGUAUAUGAAUAUGUUCAAAACGCAAGCUUGGAUAACUUCAUAUUCGCAUUCGGAUUUGGAUUGGGAUAGACGCUACAAGAUCAUAGGAGGUAUUGCAAGGGGAAUUCUCUACUUGCAUGAAGAUUCUCGUCACAAGAUCAUUCAUCGUGAUUUAAAAGCCAGUAAUAUACUUCUAGACAGUGAGAUGAGACCUAAGAUUGCCGACUUUGGUAUGGCAAGAUUGUUCGGACAAGAUGAAACGUUGGGAAAUACAAGUAGAGUUGUGGGAACAUACGGAUAUAUGCCACCAGAGUACCUUAUACACGGCCAGUUCUCAAUCAAGUCGGACGUCUACAGCUUUGGAGUAUUAGUCCUUGAAAUUAUCAGCGGCCGAAGAAAUAAUGGUUUUCGAAGCGGGGAUGGCAGCGUAGGAGACCUCAGCUUCGCAUGGAGAAGUUGGCAAGAAGGAAGAGGUGGAGAAGUGGUGGAUCCAUUUUUGAGGAGUGGUUCGGGUUCAGGUUCGACAAAUGAGAUGCAUCCAUAUUGGUUUGCUGUGUGUUCAGGAAAAUGCAGCGGAUUGACCAACCAUGGCUUCUGUGGUGCUUAUGCUGAGUAGCUUCUCCAUGACCCUGAAUAUACCUUCGGCGCCUGCAUUUUAUUCUACCGGUGGCUGUAAGUCGGAUCAGUCUUGUCGUUCCUCGUCAAAUCAAGCCUCCAUUACAGACUUGCAUCCACGCUGAUUCCCCACACCCUCCAAAAAGUUUGUUUUUAUUAGUUGUAAUGUUAGUUUAUUAUUCACAUAUUUUGUACAAUAUUCUUGUCUAUUAAAUUCUUUUUGUUUGCUUAGAUUAA